ACCCAUUUUUAGCACAGUCUGGCAACACUAACAUGCCUUUAUAUUCGCUGACUCAUUUAUAACCUAAAUAAUUACGUUCAGUUAUCAAUUAAUAUAGUCAAUUAAAAUGCAAUUCGUAUUUGUGAUAUCGUUAAUCAUAACGCUUGUUUGUGCUACCGUUUUUUUUUUUUUUUUUUUUUAGCGCGUUAAUACCCACAGACAAGCUAUUUAGUUGCAGCCCAAGGUCAUGGACAAAUCAAAAGUAACGGACGCCAAGCACGCAGCGCGCCAAGACCCAUUAAGAUAGAGAGCGUCAAAAUUUCUGGCCAAGAAUUGCGCAUGCGCAACAUGGACAGCAUUGUCUUUGUCCAUCGCCAGUCGUUGACUUGGCCAGCCGCGGCGCGUGCUCCGCAUAGCUAAAUAGCUGCCCAACAACGGCCCCAAAAUUGAAAAGCGUAAGUGUUGGCCGUCUGAGGUUUGGCUAUAAAAGCACCGCGUCGUCUUCCAAUUGACAUCACAAAUCAACUGGUCAUUCACUAGCUGACAACAAAUCCAAAACAACCAAAAAACCAAACAUGAAUUUCUUCGCCGUCUGCUUGUUCGCUGUUGUGGCUGUGGCUGCUGCCAAGCCCGGCAUUGUGGCUCCUUUGGCCUACACCGCACCAGCUGUCGUCGGCAGCGCCGCCUACGUGGCACCCUAUGCCUCCAGCUACACCGCCCACCAGGUGGCCCAUAGCGCCGCCUUCCCAGCUGCCUACACUGCACCCAUCGCCGCCGCCGCCUAUACUGCUCCAGUUGCUGCCGCCUAUACCGCUCCAGUUGCCGCCGCCUACACCUCACCCUUUGCCGCCGCCUACACCGCGCCCAUCGCCCGCUAUGCCGCUGCAGCUCCUCUGGCCUACAGCGCUCCAUUUGCUGCUCCUUAUGUGGCUCGUCCCUAUGCCGCCGCUCCCCUGCUGCUGAAGAAGUAGACUGUGUGCAUAAAUCAUGGAAAUAGUGCGACAUGUUUUUAGACCAUGGGCAUAUAUUUCGCAUACCUGCACCUCCAAUCCAUCCUCCCCCCUCUUGUGAUUUUGUUUACGACAUAAAAUAAAAGUUUAAGUUUCAUUGAAA
This is a messenger RNA of Drosophila virilis, 1092 nucleotides long. RefSeq names its product vitelline membrane protein Vm26Ab-like. The record is from RefSeq and is a predicted model, not a curated record. NCBI's taxonomy places the organism in Eukaryota, Metazoa, Arthropoda, Insecta, Diptera, Drosophilidae.